Colletotrichum costaricense is the source of this 666-nucleotide messenger RNA. Its product is annotated as calcineurin is a calcium-dependent. NCBI's taxonomy places the organism in Eukaryota, Fungi, Ascomycota, Sordariomycetes, Glomerellales, Glomerellaceae. Bases 1 to 666 code for a protein of 221 amino acids. The record is from RefSeq and is a predicted model, not a curated record. The transcript has 2 exons.
AUGCCGCCCAAGAAAGCCACUGCCGCCGCGCCCAGCCCGUUGGGUGAGGCUGACGCGAACCGCGUCGUGGGCCAAAACACGGCCGCAAAGCCCGCCGAGAAGCCGGCGCCAAAGUCCCGCAAGCGCAAGUCGGACGCCGCUGCCGACGGUGAUGGUGACACCGGCGCCGCUGCGCCAGCUCCCAAGAAGCAGGCAACCAAGAAGGCUGCUGACAAGCAGGGUCCCCUCCCGGACCUCUCUGAAAUCCAGCUCCCGGGUGACGGUGAGAUGAAAGUCCCCGUCUUCGACACCUGCGACAUAGUCCGCACCAAGAUCCGCGCCAUCCUUCAAAAAGAAGGUGUCACAAAGGCAGCCUUCCUACGCGCCAUCGUCAAGGCCGCGUACCCCGCUGGAUCGGACCACAAGAUUGCUCCCAACUUGCUCACCAAUUUCAUGAACAAGAAGGGACCCGCGUCUGGCAACACCAGCAGUGUCUUUUAUGCGGCCUAUGUCUUUUUUGAGAAGCUUCGUGUGAGGGAUGGCAAGCCCAAGACCAAGAAGAGAGAGGAGAUGGAGAACGAGUGGCCUAAUGGCAUGGAUACCGAGCAGCAGUUGGACGGCUGGGUUACUUGCCUUGCUGGUGAGAGGCCUCAUAUUGACAAGUAUGGCAAGACUCGUUUCCAUUAG